Messenger RNA from Elephantulus edwardii (Cape elephant shrew), 2190 nucleotides. It is a transcript of the gene CRACR2A, whose product is annotated as EF-hand calcium binding domain 4B. The transcript is spliced from 17 exons. The coding region runs from base 1 to 2190 and encodes 729 amino acids. Gene Ontology annotation, molecular function: GTPase activity; GTP binding; calcium ion binding. The record is from RefSeq and is a predicted model, not a curated record. Lineage: Eukaryota; Metazoa; Chordata; Mammalia; Macroscelidea; Macroscelididae.
AUGGCUUCCCCCAACUGGAGAGUGGUCUCCAGACCCCAGAGACCUGGUCAGUGGCGAAAGAGGAGUGAGACUGUUGUGAGUCCCCUGGACAACCUGGAGGAAAAGGAGGCUCACGAUCAGGCCCCAUGCCAGCUGGCCAUGCUGAGGAAGGCGCAGGAGUUCUUCCAGACCUGCGAUGCAGAGGGCAAGGGCUUCAUUGCCAAGAGGGAUAUGCAGAGGCUCCAUAAGGAGUUGCCACUCAGCCUGGAAGAGCUGGAGGAUGUGUUUGAUGCCCUGGAUGCUGAUGGCAAUGGUUUUCUGACCCCAGAAGAAUUUACCACUGGAUUUAGUCACUUCUUCUUCAGUCAGAGCAACCCAAGUCAAGAAGAUGCAGCUGAGCAGGUGGCCCAGCUCCAGGAAGAGAAGGUGUAUCAGUUUGGAGGGGAAGAGUAUCUAGGUGACAUGGACGAGAAUGAAGAAGCCCAGUUCCAGAUACUGAUGGAAAGACUUGGAGCCCAAAAGGUUUUGGAAGAUGAAAGCGAUGUCAAACAACUCUGGGUGCAGCUGAAGAAAGACGAACCUCAUCUACUGUCCAACUUUGAGGAUUUUCUGACCAGGAUCUUCUCACAGCUCCAAGAAGCCCAUGAGGAGAAGAAUGAAUUAGAAUUCGCUUUGAGAAAGAAAAUUGCUGAUUAUGAUGAAGAAAUCCAGCAUCUUUAUGAGGAGAUGGAACAACAAAUCAAAAGUGAGAAGGAGCAGUUCCUCCUGAAAGACACAGAGAGGUUCCAGGCGCUCAGUGAGGAGCUGCAACAGAAACUGUUAUCUAAGGAGCAGGAACUGGAACAGCUCACCCAGAAGCAGAAAAGGCUGGAAGGCCAGUGUGUGGCCCUGCACAAUGACAAGGAUGAAACCAAAGCUGAGAAUACCAAGCUGAAACUCACCAACCAGGAGCUGGCCCAGGAGCUGGAGCAGACCUCCCGGGAGUUGCAGCGUGCGCAGCAGCAGCUGGACAGUCUGCAGCAGGAGGCCUGCAAACUGCACCAGGAGAAGGAGAUGGAAGUGUACCGUGUGACGGAGAGUCUACAGCGGGAGAAGUCAGGGCUCCUGAAGCAGCUGGAUUUUCUGAGGGAAAGGAACAAGCACCUUCGGGAUGAGCGGGACAUAUCCUUUCAGAAAGACAAGGCAGCCAAGGCAAACACAGCUGCUUCCAAGGCAAGCUGGAAGCAGAGAUCUGGCUCUGUGAUUGGCAAAUAUGUGGACGGCAGAGGGAUUCUUAGAAGCCCAUCAGAAGAGGAAGAAGAUGUGUUUGGCACUCAGAGGAGGAGGAGCUCCCUGGGUUUAAAUGCGUAUCCUCUCACAGAAGAGGAACCAGGAACUGGGCAGCCAGGGGUAGGGGGCCCACCUCUCCGGAUGCUCCGAAGAAUCAUCUCCAUUGAGGAAGACCCCCUGCCCCAUCUCCUGGAUGGUGGCCUUGAGCAGCCACUGAGUAAAUGCCCAGAAGAGGAGGAGGAAGUCUCCGCUCAGGGUGGGAAAGGACAGAUACAGCAGGCCUCCUCCUUGGAACGCACCCCCACAUCUCCUCGAGGGCAGCCUGUUGGAAAAGAAGCCAUGUCUCAGGUGGAAAGCUCACCCUGUACCCCAGACCGGCUCUUCAAGAUUGUGCUUGUGGGAAAUUCCAGCGUGGGGAAGACGUCAUUCCUGAGGAGGUUCUGUGAGGACCGGUUCUCCCCAGGCACAGCAGCUACUGUGGGAAUCGAUUACCGAGUGAAGACGGUGAAGGUAGAUGAUUCCCAGGUGGCACUGCAGCUGUGGGACACGGCUGGACAGGAGAGGUAUCGCUGCAUCACUCAGCAGUUUUUCCGGAAAGCCGAUGGUGUCAUUGUCAUGUACGACCUCACAGCCAAACAGUCCUUUCUAUCCGUCCGGCAGUGGCUGAGCAGCGUGGAGGAAGCUGUGGGAGACCACAUCCCUGUUCUUCUGCUGGGCAAUAAAAUCGACAAUGAGAAGGAACGAGAAGUCCCUCGGGGUCUUGGAGAGCAGCUUGCCAAGGACAACAGUUUGAUCUUCUAUGAAUGCAGUGCCUAUACCGGUCAUAAUGCCAAGGAGUCCCUGUUCCAUUUAGCCAGGAUUCUUAAGGAGCAAGAAGACACAGUCAGAGGAGACACCAUUCAGGUCAGCCGCUCUGCCAAGAAGAAAUCCUGCUGCGGCUGA